Messenger RNA from Theileria equi strain WA, 621 nucleotides. RefSeq lists its product as hypothetical. Lineage: Eukaryota; Apicomplexa; Aconoidasida; Piroplasmida; Theileriidae. The record is from RefSeq and is a predicted model, not a curated record. The transcript is spliced from 2 exons. Bases 1 to 621 code for a protein of 206 amino acids.
AUGUCUGUAGAUGUAAAAGAGGAAACUAACGAUGGAAUUAAGUGGAAAGUCUUUACUCCCAAGAAGGGUGUAAAAAUUACCUCGUUCACAGAAGGAAGAGUGGAAAUAGCAAAGACAAGCACUAGGCUUAAAUGUCUGAAAAUCCCGUUGGAUUCACAAACUCCCCUCGUGUAUGUAGUACAUGGAGGCUGUGGUGGAAAUUUAAAGUGCUUUGAGAAGGUAGGCGGGCAAUGGAAGGAGAUUGGUUAUAGUGAGUUUGACAGGAAAGUAGAUGCGAUCAAGAAGAAUGUAGUGAGACCAAAUGAAGAGGUAGUAAGGGUAGGGAGUACUUUUGGUAAUCUAAAAGGUUCCAAAGAGCCUUCUCAAGAAUCUCCUACCCCUACUACUUCCACCGCAGUUCCUCCCAGUGAUGAGUUUUCAGAAGCUCAAAUGGUUAAACAAGGUGGUACUACUCUUGACCUCGAAAAUACUCAAAGUCCGGAAAAUUUGUUUGAGAAAGCUAGUGCAGCUGGAUACUGGCAAAAACUCACACAAGGAGACUUUUUAAAGAAGCUUUCUGGAAUGAGAAAGUCUGGAUCAUCAUCUCCUAAUCCUUCUUCAGAUUCUACUACUCCAUCUUAA